UGUCAUCCACUGGGUUUGCAGUAAAGGGGCGGUGCCGCUUUAACACGCGGCGCGCGCUCCCGCGGACGUCAAAAAGGCUGGCGGCGGUGACGCUGAUGUGUUUGGUGCCACGACGGCACGGACAGACUCGGCUGACAGGACGGUUCUUCACUCAAGCAGCCGCUUUGCUCCGGCCAGCAGGAAGUGUCUGAUGAGUACUUUUACAGCCAGCUGAUGGCAUCCACUUUCAACUGAAAAUAGUCCAACAGCUGCUUGCGAUGGAGCUGAAGGAGUGACAGGCUUAAUGCUACAGGAUACGAUUAUACAACUUUUUUUUUCUAAUUUCUCUUGAUCAAACAUUUAUUUUGAUCGAGUGGAACCAUGGGGGCCACAGGCUACCGCUACUACCGGGGGACAAUCUUCUGUUGCAUGUUCAUUGGCUACAUGCUCUAUUUCUUCAACAGGAAGACAUUCUCCUUUGUCAUGCCCGCUGUGAUGGAUGAAAUUAGCCUGGACAAAGAUGACUUGGGUCUGAUCACCAGCAGUCAGACCAUGGCAUACGCCAUCAGUAAAUUCAUCAGCGGUGUGUUGUCGGACCAGAUUAGUGCCCGCUGGCUUUUCUCCAUUGGCCUCUUUGUGGUGGGAGGCAUCAACGUGGUUUUCUCCUGGUCUUCUACUGUGAAUAUGUUCGCUGUGCUCUGGUUCGUUAACGGGCUGGGACAAGGCUGCGGCUGGCCGCCAUGUGGGAAGGUCCUACGUAAGUGGUUUGAGCCGUCCCAGUUUGGAACAUGGUGGUCUGUGCUGUCCUGCAGCAUGAACAUGGCAGGAAGUCUAGGUCCGAUAUUGGUCACCGUACUCCUCCACUACUAUGACUGGAGGACCAUUCUAACAAUGUCAGGCAUCUUCUGUGCUGCCUUCUCGCUUGUGACCCUAUUGUUGGUGAAGAAUGAACCAAAGGACGUGGGCCUUCCCAGUUUUGUGAUAGUGGCCAAGAAGGGAGCAGAGCGAGGCAUCAGUGAAAGCACCCUGAGUGAGUUCCUUCUCUCGCCGUUUCUUUGGGUGCUGUCUCUGGGCUACCUGGUGGUGUUUGGGGUGAAGACAGCUGCAACUGACUGGGGGCAGCUGUUCCUCAUGCAGGAGAAAGGCCAGACUGCUCUAAUGGGCAGUACGUACAUGAGUGCCUUGGAGGUGGGAGGAUUCCUUGGCAGCCUUGCUUCAGGCUUUAUCUCUGACAGAGCUGUUGCACGAUGUGGCUUGGGCACACAUGGCAACCCCCGCCAUGGCUUGCUGAUUGUAAUGAUGGCUGGUAUGUACAUCUCAAUGUACCUCUUCAGGGUCACCAUCACGCCUGAAAUCCCAAAGGAGGCUCCUCUUUGGGUCAAAGUCCUCCAUCCUGUGUCUGUGCUCCUCGGUGUCUCUGAAAGAGAGAUCUGGAUUCUCUUUCUCGGUGCCAUGUUUGGAUUUUCCUCCUACGGACCAAUCGCUCUGUUCGGUGUGAUUGCAAGCGAAUGUGCGCCCCCCAACUUUUGCGGAACCUCCCACGCUAUCGUAGCUCUGAUGGCUAACAUGGGGGCUUUUGUUGCUGGUCUUCCCUUCAGCACUGUAGCCAAACAACACAGCUGGGACAUGGCGUUCUGGGUUGCCGAGGUCUUAAUGGCUGUCACAACCGUUUUGUUCUUCCUGGUUCGCAACAUGCGCACCAAGAUGGGAAGAAGAGAGAAGAUGGAAUAAAGUACACUGUUAAUGUUGUUACUCACGGUAACGGUGCUGCGUACAUCAUAAUGCACAUAAAUGCCACAUCAAAUCUCCUCGUGCACAUUGAACUCAGGGUUGAUUUAUUUAAUUGCUUAGAAUGUGAAAACUAAGAAUUUGACCGCCUGCUGAUUUUGUAAGUUUACCCCCCCAUACAAAAAUAUUUAUUUACAUACAGAAAGCAAUACAAAAUACAUAUAAUUGAUAAAUACAAUGGCUAAAUGAACAUUUAACAUGGCAGACGUUACUUUCUUUAUUGAAUUUAUUAGUGUUUGUCACCUUCUUUAUCAAAAUGCUGACAUGGUGGCUUGUUUUGUAGUACUGAGACCGAAUCACCGAUGCGUGGGAUUCUUUGUUUAGGCACAUGAUUCCGCGGAAUGAUAGGCAGUAAAAUAUGGAGGUUCAUUUUUGUCCGUAAAAUACAGUGUUUUAGAAUACAAUGUAUAAAAAUUCAGUGCAGAAAAAAAUAUUGCUUCAAAACACAAGACCCACUUCUAUGGAGGUUAAUGUGUGUCUUUAUUACCAAAGCUUCUUUUUACAACGAAUUUAUGUAACUGAAGUUUUUCGCGUUUUAAUUUAGGGAACUGAAUAUUAAAACACUGCAUUUUAACAGCUGAAUGUUUAAACACAUGCAUUUGCUCACACAUUUGCAUUCUGUAAAAUUGUCAGCAUAUUUUGAUGUUAAUUUAUGGAGGUUCAUAUGUGUCUUUAUUACAAAAGCUUUUUUUGACACUGAAUUUAUAAAACACAUUUUUUUGCAUUUGAAUUUUGUGAACGGAUUUUUUUUUUUUUUUACAUCAAAUGAUGCUGACAAUUUCAACUGAAUAAAAAUUUGAGAGAAAAAUUGUGUUUGAAUAUUAAGUUUGGAAAAAUUCAGUGCAGAAAUAUUUAUCGCUUCAAAACUCAAGACUCACUUCCGGUAAAUCCAGACUGAAGCAAUCGAGCUUGCCUUAGAACCAGCCAAUAAGGUGUCACGUUUGAAGACACGUGACACAUGUCGAAUAUUUCUGAGCUGAAAUUUUACACACUGAAUUUUAAAGCACAAAUUUUGCUCACAAAUUAUAAUCAAUUAAAUUGUCAGCAUAAUUUGACUUUAAAAAAUCAGUGUACAAGAUUCAAACACAAACAAAUUCAGUUGCUAAAGUCAGUGCAAUGUUUUGCCAAAAAUUAACUGCUAAAAAUGAAUCGUAAAAAAACUGAGGUGCCAAAGUCAUUACUGUUUGAUACCAAUGCAAAAACUUAGUUUUCAACAUGUUCUUACUUCCUGUUCAACCACACAGGCACACAAUAUUAUCUAUUUUAAUGCUUCCGCCAAUUUCUAAUACUAGUAUUUUAAAAAUGCUAAAGGUGUAUACCAAAAACAAAAAAGACAUUGACUGCAGGUUAACCUUAUUUUCCGUAUUGAAUGUGUACUGAUGGGGUGUUUGUAUUUUGGAAUAGUUGUCUAAAAUAUAUUUGCACAUAUUUGCUCAUUAUGAUGACAAACAUGCUCAUUAUUAUUAAGGCAAUCAUCACACACUGUUGUUUGUUGGCUGUAUGGAUUCAGAUUUUUAAAAACAUUGGUUUUUUGAGAGAUUGACUGUCAAUUAUGGCUAUACUGUACUAUUGUAUGUACUAUUGUAAUACUACUGUUGUAGGAUACAAAGGACAUAAUACUGGACAUUUUUUAAAA
Messenger RNA from Entelurus aequoreus (snake pipefish), 3403 nucleotides. RefSeq names its product glucose-6-phosphate exchanger SLC37A4-like. The coding region runs from base 361 to 1710 and encodes 449 amino acids. The transcript has 10 exons. Gene Ontology annotation, cellular component: endoplasmic reticulum membrane. The record is from RefSeq and is a predicted model, not a curated record. Gene Ontology annotation, molecular function: glucose 6-phosphate:phosphate antiporter activity. NCBI's taxonomy places the organism in Eukaryota, Metazoa, Chordata, Actinopteri, Syngnathiformes, Syngnathidae. Gene Ontology annotation, biological process: glucose-6-phosphate transport; phosphate ion transmembrane transport.